GUGGAAUUAAUCAACGCUUAGGUCAUGAAUGCAUAAUACAUAAUCUUACACAUAAUUAAAACUCGUCUUUUUCAAAAACAAUCUAAAUUCACCCCUAAUGGAAAUGGUAGUCUUCACGAUUUCAAAUCCAAGAAAGUUACUACUUGGGAUAAAUCUUAUUCGAUCUUUGUUCUUUUCAUCAUGCUUCCUUGUCUAGCCUUUUGAUUUUCCCAGAUUUCGAUAUUAGAUCUAGAAGACCACCCCGCUGUUACAAUGAGUGAGUUCUAAAUAUUGUUGCUAGAAUUACGAUGAUUCAAAUCUUUGUGGAUAAAUGAAGCAAUGGGAUGGACUAUCAUCUUUGUACUCUAGAAGAUACAAAAGUAUAACAUCACAGAAUUUAGUUGACAAUCACCUUUCGACAAAAUAACCAAUCGGUAAAAGAAUUCAAGCUCUACCUAAACAACAUCCUAUUUCCCUUAAGCCCAUUGGCGCGCCUUUUUGAUUGCUAAAACACUUGUCCUACCGAUUUUUAUUAUGAUAUUGGCUUCUGCUGAUGCCUAGAAGGAAACUUUUAAAGCCUAAUAAUACUGCGUGUAUAUUUUGUACCGAAGUUGGUGAAUAUCCAUUAUUAGGACCCAUCAUUGAGAAAAAUGGGUUGAAAGUGCAUACGAAUUGCAUAUUUGCUGCCAGCGGUUUGUCUCAAACAAAUGCAGAAGACGAAUCACCAGACGAUUUUAUAGUUGGAUUCCCUAUUUCUUCUAUUCUUAGUGAAGUAAAACGUGGUCGCAGCUUAAAGUGUUCAGUAUGCCGUCUCCCCGGGGCUUGUGUUGGCUGUGUUAUUAACACUUGCCAUACCACUUUUCAUCUUCCUUGCUUAAUUAAAGCUCAAGGGGUAACAAUAUUUGAGGGCAACUUUCCUUCUUACUGCCGUCGUCACACCCGUAGGCAGAAUUUAGAUAGCUGGCUGACGAAGUGCAAGGAACCUCCCACUUGUUGUAUCUGUCUAUUCUCAAUUUUACCGGAUAAAGAUUUCGAAAGCAGUUGUCUCCCCGUGAAGAGACGAAAAUCCGUUCUGAAUCAUUCUUUGGCAACAAAGGAAACUGUUCCGGUUACAAAUGAAAUUAGACGUACUCGGCGGUCUUGUGUGGCUCCAUCGACUCCGAAACGAAUCACUGUUUCAAACGGGAUGUCUUCUGUUAAGAGAAGAUAUUCUCAAUCCGACACAUCUACUUGGGAGUUACCUGGUUCUUCUUCGGAACCCGAAGAACAAAAUCCUAUUCAAAAACCCAAAGCACAAAAACAAUCCGUUGCAUUGCCUUUAUCAAUGUCACAUAUACCUGAUUGGUUGACUGAUUACUUUCUGAGUCUUGCUCCUGAAAAGAGGCUCCCUGUUUUUGACGCAUGGAAACAUCAUACUAUUCAUGGACUUUGUUGUCCUUUAGCGUGGAUGCACAGGAACUGUAUUGCAGGUUUUGCUGUUUCUGCUGCAUUACAUUACCUAAAGUGCCCUUACUGUGCAAAUCGAGAAAUAUUCAUCAGGUCUAUCAUCGAUUCUGGCAUAUGGGUCCCAGACCAGGACGCAGCCUGGGAAUUGGAACCGGGGGCUUAUGCGGAUCUUGUUCCCAUUAGUGAAUGUUCCUCCAAUCUAGAGGACGAUUUACAAAGUAGCAGCACAUCUACCUCAUCAUCUCACUGUGAUUGCGAUAGAUGGAGACAAGAAGAUAUAGCUGACCAUGUGGCGCAGGUUCCACAGCUUAGAGAUGCACAAAAUGGGUAUGAGUCAUCCAGUGGAUCACCAUCUACAGAUCAGGAGCGUGUCUCAGUACUUUCACUCAUAUGGAACAACCAAAACUUCAAGAAACGCCGUGGAAGAAAGCCUUCAGUUAGACGUCAAAUGCCAAUGUCUCAAGCUAUUCCAAAUACACCUAGACCAACUCGGGUUUCCCGUAGGCAUACAUCUAUUACGGCCCGAAGCAUUCAAGAUGAUCACUCUCCUAAUAGUGCUUCAAAUGAAAACAGACUACGUCAAGUAACCUUAGGAUCUUUUCUUUCUUUUAGGACUCAAGCUUCCCGAUGAGUCAUUUUACACUUCAGAUUUUAUUAUCAGUUUAUUUCUACUUAUUAAAUCUCUAACAUUUACAAGCAAAAGAUUGCAUUUGUACAUACAAAAUAUUCUAUCUGUUUUGACUAAUUUUUAAGCAUUGAUGUUCGUUUAGUGAUCGUUGUUUUUUUAGCAACAGUUUAAUAUAGACGAUACUAUUUUGCAAGAUUUUUACAGAGGCUAUGUAGGGUUCACUUUCAUUCCAAACAUCUAACGUCUCAAUGUCACUACAGUUAUCAGUUUAAGGAUUGAUUUUCAUAUAGAAUCCCAA
Molecule: messenger RNA, 2351 nt
Organism: Schistosoma turkestanicum
Lineage: Eukaryota; Metazoa; Platyhelminthes; Trematoda; Strigeidida; Schistosomatidae
Source: the annotation of a GenBank genome assembly